Molecule: messenger RNA, 4055 nt
Organism: Coregonus clupeaformis (lake whitefish)
Lineage: Eukaryota; Metazoa; Chordata; Actinopteri; Salmoniformes; Salmonidae
Product: leucine-rich repeat transmembrane neuronal protein 4-like
Exons: 2
Coding region: 1059-2681 (540 amino acids)
Molecular function (GO): protein binding
Source: RefSeq, a predicted model, not a curated record
GUGUGUCUCUAACCUUGCCAACAGACAAAGUGCUGUCAGUGGUUCACCAAUCAGGGCCUUGAUUGGCACAGUAAAAGGGGGACGUUUCUUUGGGAUCAUCAGGCUCAGUCCUGACAAUUGAUAAACAUAAAUGUUCUUGUAAUGUUCCCAUGAAACAUGUCUAGACAUUAAACAUCUUAUGUUCGGAGAACAUGGCAACCAUGUUAUGUGAGACAUUGAUGGAAUAUUCUCCUAACCCUCAGAACGGGACACAUGAAUGUUCUUGCAGCGUCCCAUGAAACAUGUCUAGAACAUUAAUAUUGUGUAAUCUUUUGUUGUGAUGCUAUUAAUAGAUACUGUGGGCAGUAGGCCUACUAUACAACAGCGAUAUUACUAAUUCGAUUUUCGAUUUUUGACCCAGAUUAGCUGGUAGAUUGUGGAGACUACUUUUCUGUCUCAUGAAUUCGUCAUGAAUAAGGUAGCUUUUGUAAAUAAAUAUAGAUAUUUCAUAGUCAGAGUAUGUUGAAGUAUGUUGAUCUUUCAACUUUCAAUAAAUAAUGCACAGUAUGGAUUUAUUUCAGUAACUCGAAUGUGACCGAUUCUUAUACAGUGGAAUUGUCUCUGUGUGUGCGUGUUAGCGAGUUUGCGUGCAUGUGUAUGUAGAGAGCAAGAGAGAGCAAGUUGUUGCAGUUGCACUUGGUUGCGCUGUCAGACGCGCUCAAACGGAAUUGUUUAUUGCGCAUAGCCAGUAAUUCGUUUUUUUCUGCGUCCGGGUGAAGACACUAUACCAGUCCAGUAGGCUAUUUGGGGAUGAGUGCAUUAUGCCUCGUCUCAUUGAUCCUCCGCGGAUAUAUUGAACUGUUGGGAAGACUACUUAUGCUAUUUGUUGUCUUUUAUUCUGAUUUAAAAUAUGCUGUACUUAUCAUCAGGGAGCAUCUCUCUUGAAACUUGUGAGGCAAUUCAGGCAAUAAUAUAAUGUUUCUAGUGGAAGAGCAGGCGUGUGUCAAAUGAAAGGAGUUACAUUAAUUAUUUGGACGGUUCCGUGGUGCUGAAAGGAUUGCUGCUAUUUCACUAACGCCAUGAGUUCCCUAGUUUGGGACAGGAGGCUGUCAUGUCUUCUUCUCCUGGCAUCUUUUCUUCUGCUGCUCAGCAAGGGGGAGAGGAUGUGCCCAGCAAGUUGUAGCUGUGAAGGGAAGAUUGUUUAUUGCGAGUCUGGCAUUUUUCAAGAUAUUCCAGAAAACUUCUCUACUGGAUGCCAGGGUCUGUCCCUGCGCUACAACCACCUAGUGACUCUGCUGCCUUACCAAUUCGCUCAUCUCAACCAGCUCAUCUGGCUCUACCUGGACCACAAUUCCAUCACUGCCAUAGAUAGCUUAGCCUUUCAGGGUGUGCGUAGGCUCAAAGAACUAAUUCUUAGCUCCAACAAGAUCACACUUCUACACAAUAAGACUUUCAAUGCUGUACCAAACCUGCGCAAUCUUGAUUUGUCCUACAACCAGCUACAGUCUCUGCAGCCAGGUCAUUUCUAUGGUCUGCGUAAGCUCCAAAACCUUCACCUACGGUCCAAUGGUCUCAACAGUAUACCUGUACGCACUUUUCUGGAGUGUCGCAGCCUGGAGUUCCUGGACCUGGGUUACAAUCACCUACGCACCCUCACCCGCACCACCUUCUUGGGGCUGUUCAAGUUGAAAGAGCUUCAUCUGGAGCAUAAUCAAUUUUCAAGGAUUAAUUUUUUUAUUUUCCCACGACUUACCAAUCUACAGGUCCUCUACUUGCAAUGGAACCGCAUACGGGCCGUGAAUCAGGGCCUGCCAUGGAUCUGGCAUACGCUGCAGAAAUUAGAUCUCUCAGGAAAUGACAUCCAGAUCCUGGACCCAGCUGUUUUCCAAUGUAUGCCAAAUUUACAAAUACUCCAUCUUGAAUCCAACAAGCUGAGUAACAUGUCUCAGGACGUGGUUUCAGCCUGGGUCUCCCUCACCACCAUCAGCCUGGUGGGUAACGCCUGGGACUGCAGCCCUACCAUCUGCCCCCUGGUGACCUGGCUGAAGAACUUCAGAGGCUCAAAGGACAUCAACAUUAUAUGCAGCAGCCCCAAGUCAGUUCAGGGAGACAGAGUAAUGGACAUAGUGAGGAACUACUCAAUCUGUGUGAACAUAUCAGUUGUAGAGCAAACCACAGCUAUGAUCAUGAGGCAAACCACAGCCUCAGUUGUGGACACCAAAAAGCCCACCACACCUCCCUCUUCCAUGACCACAAUAACCCAAGAUCUACCUGCAUCAACAGUACAAAGACUCACUCCACAACCUGUCUCUCCCAUUGUGACAGAAAAAUACACAAGGGAGUCCAUACUCAUGACCUCAAUCUCUCCAGAAUCCUCAUCAUUUUCCCCAGAACUAGAGUUUGAGCAUAUGGCCUUCCAUAAAAUAAUUGCAGGCAGUGUAGCCCUAUUUCUGUCUGUGUCAUUGAUCCUGCUGGUAAUUUAUGUCUCGUGGAGGCGCUACCCCAAUAGCAUGAGGCAGCUGCAGCAGCACUCAGUCAACCGUAAGCACAGAAAAAAAGCCCAGAAGCAGGAGCUUAACCUUAAGUCUCAGUUACAAGAAUAUUAUUUGACUUAUACAAACUCUCAGACCAUGGAUGCAUUGGUAAAUGAGACCGGGACCUGCACCUGCACAAUCUCAGGAUCCAGAGAAUGUGAGGUAUGAUCCGUCAACUACAUCCUAAAAACACACUGUACAGCUGCCUGGGAGUCAGAGGUAAAUGUUUUCCACAGGGAUGCACUGUAAACCUCUCUGAGUGAACGGAGACUGAGUUAAACUUCCAUCCGCUGUUUGACUCUGUUCUUACUGUUGUUUUAAAUUAACGUUAUCACAUUAGAACAAAUUGAUUGGAUAUAUUAAUCCUGUUUGUGAGUAUAAACCUAAUUGAUGUCUGCACAUUUGUGACUGCUAUCUGCUGUUGAUUACAAAUUACCCUGCUUUUCACUUUUGUUAUCCUUGGGUGAUAUUGAGAUCUUAGUGUACUUGUAUCCAAGCAACUGAUACAUGUUAUGUGUAGUCUUUUUUUAUAUUUAGCUCUUGUUCAUUUUAUGGAAUUAUAUGAUCACCGUGCAAUUUAAUUGUCAUUAAACUUGUGAAUGGUAGUUACUAAAUAAUGGGUGUCAGAAACAUAAUUAGAAGAUUAUGUUCCUGUUUUUGAUCUUCAUACUUGAUGCAUGCAAUAUACCAAAAAGGCCAACAGCAUUAGUAGGCUUUCUAUUGGGGCCAUUUUAUGACACAAUUACAUUUCUAUGAAAACUGCAAUAAAUGUAAAAAAUCUACAUGAUUAUCCUGUCUUAUCCAACACCCGGGACAAAUGUUUUAUGGCUGUGUGGGGUAUACCAUCCCACUAAGGCUAUGGAAAAUGCAGCCAUGGUGAUUUUGGUCACAUAGCAUAUAGGCUUCACGGGGGACAUUUCUAUCUAGGCUCUACUAGGGAAACUUACAUUUCCAUUUAGAUUUUAUUUACACUUCACAUUACAGAUUUUUGUCCUCCUUUUAGUUGCUUAUUGUUUCCAGAGCACUAUAGCAUAGUCUACUCUAUGUGUCUCUGAAUCUUACUCUGCUGAAUUUUAAGAGGCUUUCGAAUGUAUGGGUUCCCUCCUGGCUUUGAAAAGUAUGGGUUCCUUUGUUUGCUUCAAUGUGCAGAAUCACUUAAUUGCAUUCACUUGAUCACCAUUAUGUUUUAACAGGUCUUAUGUUUAAGGGAAUAUUUAAGAACGUCAACAUUAUUUCCCCAGAGGCACACUUGUUCUCAAGGAUAGAUGUUAUUUAUUGAAAAUAAUAACUUAUAUCAUACAAGGAGGUGAUGUUUGGCUAAAAUAAUCCUUAUGAGGAGAACGCAUACUUCCAUUGAGGCAGCUUGAUAUUGUCUAAAAAUGGGACAGCACUCUUUCAAAGGAGUACAGGCCAAAUCAAUCAUAGCUGUGGAAGCAGUUUCAUCAAUUGACUGGCUCAUUUAUGAUUUUUAAACCAAUGCACUCAAUUGAUGUUGUACAGGAAAUGGCUGUUUAUUAAUAGUAUGUUUUUGAAUCAGCUCAA